AUGUGGUCCGAUUCUUCUGACGAACAACUUAUACAAAGCUGUAUCGAGAUAGAAAGAGAUCAGUCCAAUGUUCAUCAAAGCCACGAACAGCGUGCAUAUUACCUUGACAAUGAAGUAAAAGACUGUGUGUUAGAACAAGAAGUAAAUGAAAUUGACGAUGCAGUAAAUGCUUUGACUGAGCCAAGCAAUGAAGAAAAAGAAUGUGUGUCAGAACAAGAAGUACAUGAAAUGGACGAUGCAGUAAAUGCUUUGACUAAGCCAAGCAAUGAAGAAAAAGACUGUGUGUCAGAACAAGAAGUACAUGAAAUGGACGAUGCAGUAAAUGCUUUGACUGAGCCAAGCAAUGAAGAAAAAGAAUGUGUGUCAGAACAAGAAGUACAUGAAAUGGACGAUGCAGUAAAUGCUUUGACUGAGCUAAGCAAUGAAGAAAAAGACUGUGUGUUAGAACAAGAAGUACAUGGAAUUGACGAUGCAGUAAAUGCUUUGACUGAGCUAAGCAAUGAAGAAAAAGAAUGUGUGUCAGAACAAGAAGUACAUGAAAUGGACGAUGCAGUAAAUGCUUUGACUGAGCCAAGCAAUGAAGAAAAAGAAUGUGUGUCAGAACAAGAAGUACAUGAAAUGGACGAUGCAGUAAAUGCUUUGACUGAGCCAAGCAAUGAAGAAAAAGAAUGUGUGUCAGAACAAGAAGUACAUGAAAUGGAUGAUGCAGUAAAUGCUUUGACUGAGCCAAGCAAUGAAGUAAAAGACUGUGUGUUAGAACAAGAAGUAAAUGAAAUUGACGAUGCAGUAAAUGCUUUGACUGAGCUAAGCAAUGAAGAAAAAGACUGUGUGUUAGAACAAGAAGUACAUGAAAUGGACGAUGCAGUAAAUGCUUUGACUGAGCCAAGCAAUGAAGUAAAAGACUGUGUGUCAGAACAAGAAGUACAUGAAAUGGACGAUGCAGUAAAUGCUUUGACUGAGCUAAGCAAUGAAGUAACAGACUGUGUGUCAGAACAAGAAGUACAUGAAAUGGACGAUGCAGUAAAUGCUUUGACUGAGCCAAGCAAUGAAGAAAAAGAAUGUGUGUCAGAACAAGAAGUACAUGAAAUGGAUGAUGCAGUAAAUGCUUUGACUGAGCCAAGCAAUGAAGUAAAAGACUGUGUGUUAGAACAAGAAGUAAAUGAAAUUGACGAUGCAGUAAAUGCUUUGACUGAGCUAAGCAAUGAAGAAAAAGACUGUGUGUUAGAACAAGAAGUACAUGAAAUGGACGAUGCAGUAAAUGCUUUGACUGAGCCAAGCAAUGAAGUAAAAGACUGUGUGUCAGAACAAGAAGUACAUGAAAUGGACGAUGCAGUAAAUGCUUUGACUGAGCUAAGCAAUGAAGUAACAGACUGUGUGUCAGAACAAGAAGUACAUGAAAUGGACGAUGCAGUAAAUGCUUUGACUGAGCCAAGCAAUGAAGAAAAAGAAUGUGUGUCAGAACAAGAAGUACAUGAAAUGGAUGAUGCAGUAAAUGCUUUGACUGAGCCAAGCAAUGAAGUAAAAGACUGUGUGUUAGAACAAGAAGUAAAUGAAAUUGACGAUGCAGUAAAUGCUUUGACUGAGCUAAGCAAUGAAGAAAAAGACUGUGUGUUAGAACAAGAAGUACAUGAAAUGGACGAUGCAGUAAAUGCUUUGACUGAGCCAAGCAAUGAAGUAAAAGACUGUGUGUCAGAACAAGAAGUACAUGAAAUGGAUGAUUCAGUAAAUGCUUUGACUGAGCAUAGCAAUAAAGCGAAAGACUGCGUGUCAGGACCAGAAGUAAAUGCAAUGGACACUAUAGUACAUAAUGUGAAAGACCCUGGCAAUGAAGCGAAAAGCAAUGUGUCAGAAGCAGAAGUAAACGAAAUGGACAAUGUAGUACAUGAUGUGAACGUCCUAGGCACGGAAGCAAAAUACUGUGUGUCAGAACCAGAAGUACAUGUAAAUGAAUUGGACAAUGUAGUACAUGAGGUGAAUGAGGAUGGCAAAGAAGCGAAAUACUGUGUGUCAGAACCAGAAGUAAACGAAAUUGACAAUGUAGUUCAUGAUGUUAACGAACCUGGCAAUGAAGUAAAAGACAGUGUGACAGAACCAGUGCGCAGAAACAAAAGGCAAAAGACUCAAACAAGAAAGAAAUUGGCUUACAUAUAUUCUUCCAGUACAGAUGACAAUAUUCCCCUCAGUGCGUUUGUGGCGAAAGCAAAACUAGAACCAUUUAUGGAUGACACUGAUUGUGACAAAACAUUUGUUCCUGCAUCAAAAGAUCUGAAUUCAACAGACACAGAGUCCUCAUCAGAUCAACCCAAGAAAGCAAAUCGUAACAUUGCAAUCAAAGGAACUGAGAAAAAGAUCUCUACAAAGUCAAAAGAAAAAAGGGUUAAACCUAAAGAUAAACAUUGCACACGAAGACAAAAGAAACAACUGUUGAAAAGUUCAGCAUCUCCUGACAGUGAUUUACAAAGGGCAAAGGCUAUAAGUUCAGUUCAAGCUAUUGUUCAAUUCAUGGAUUGA
Molecule: messenger RNA, 2511 nt
Organism: Mya arenaria
Lineage: Eukaryota; Metazoa; Mollusca; Bivalvia; Myida; Myidae
Product: cysteine-rich, acidic integral membrane protein-like
Exons: 1
Coding region: 1-2511 (836 amino acids)
Source: RefSeq, a predicted model, not a curated record